Dujonia railenensis is the source of this 1161-nucleotide messenger RNA. The record is from the annotation of a GenBank genome assembly. Lineage: Eukaryota; Fungi; Ascomycota; Pichiomycetes; Serinales; Debaryomycetaceae.
AUGAAAUUCUCAAAGGCAUCCAUUGCAGCCUUUACUGCACUUUCAGUUUUGGCAGCUCCUGUAGCAGCUGAUGACGAUUGUUCUUCCACCCAAGUUCAUGGUCACCACAAGCACAAGAGAGCCGUCGUUUACGACUACCAAUACGUCACUGUCACUGUUGAUCCAAACGGAGACGCUAUCGCAUCUACUGAAGCAGACUCUACCUCUACCUCAGACACUGAAAACACUUCGUCAACUUUAACCACUGCAGUUGCUUCAACCACUUCUGUCGAAGAAACCACUUCUACCAAGGCUAGCUCAUCCGCUGCCCAGUCGACUUCCUCCUCUAGUUCAUCAUCAUCAGGGGGUAUUUAUGGUGACUUAGCCGCUUACGUGGACCCAACUGAAGAAUUUGAAGAUGGUGUUAUCUCAUGUAGCUCCUUCCCAUCUGGUCAAGGUGUUAUUGCCUUAGAUCACUUGGGCUUCGGUGGUUGGUCCGGUAUCGAAAACUCCGAUGGAUCCACCGGAGGUGACUGUAAGGAAGGUGCAUACUGUUCCUACGCUUGUCAACCAGGUAUGUCCAAGACUCAAUGGCCAUCUUCUCAACCAGCUAAUGGUGUUUCCAUUGGUGGAUUAUUAUGUAAAGGUGGUAAGUUGUACAAGUCCAGUAGCAGCAACUACUUAUGUGAAUGGGGUGUUGACUCGGCAGAAGUUGUCAACAAGCUUGACGAAACCGUUGCUAUUUGUCGUACUGAUUACCCAGGUACUGAAAACAUGGUUAUUCCAACAGUUGUCACUGGUGGUUCUACUUUACCAUUAACUGUUGUUGACCAAUCCACUUACUACACUUGGCAAGGUGGCUCCACCUCCGCUCAAUACUACGUCAACGAAGCUGGUGUUGAUUGGACUACUGGUUGUACAUGGGGAACUUCUGGUUGUGGAUACGGAAACUGGGCUCCAUUAAACUUUGGUGCUGGUUACGCUAACGGUAUUUCAUACUUAUCGUUGAUCCCAAACCCAAACAAUUACGAUUCCUUGAGUUACGACGUCAAGAUUGUCUCUGAUGGUUCCGCUACUCUCAGUGGCUCUUGUACUUACUCCGGUGGUAAGUACAAUGGUGAUGGUACUGAUGGUUGUACUGUUGGUGUUACUGGUGGUAAGGCUCAAUAUGUUUUAUCUUAG